CUAGGCCAUACUAAAACCAACCCUAAAAACGACUCCUCUCCAGCUCUCCGCGCCAUUCUUACAAAAUUAGAGCAGAGCUGCAGAGGUAACACAAAAAAAAAAAUGGCAGCAACGACAGACAUGGAAGUCGAACCACAACCCCCAUCCAACUCAUCUUCAACCCCAUUCAAACGAUUUGGACUCAGAAAUUCGAUACAAACCAAUUUCGGCGAUGAUUACGUCUUUCAAAUCACUUCCAAGGAAGAUUGGUCGGCCAUGGCGGUUUCAUUGUCGAACAAUUUGGUGAAGCUUUACUCGCCGGAAACUGGGCAGUAUAUUGGGGAGUGUCGAGGUCACGACUCUACUAUCAAUGAAAUCUCUUUUUCCGAUUCUUCGUCGCCGCACCUCUUGCUUUCUUGCUCCUCCGAUGCCACAAUUCGAGCUUGGGAUACUAGAAUUCUUCAACAGGUGUCUCUGAUUAAUGCCGGUCCUUCACAGGAGGUUUUCAGUUUCGCAUUUGGUGAAGGGAAUAAUCUCAUUGCUGGUGGAUGUAAAGCUCAGAUACUGCUCUGGGAUUGGAGAAAUAGAAAGCAAGUUGCUUGUUUGGAAGAAUCUCAUGUGGAAGAUGUUACUCAGGUCCGUUUUGUUCCUGGUUCUCAAAACAAGCUUCUCUCGGCCUCUGUUGACGGCUUGAUGUGCCUAUUUGAUACUUCUGGAGACAUAAAUGAUGAUGAUCAUCUAUAUUCUGUGAUGAAUGUGGGUACAUCAAUUGGGAAAAUUGGUUUUUUUGGGCAAGACUAUGAAAAGCUUUGGUGUCUGACUCAUAUUGAAACCUUAAGUGUUUGGGACUGGAAAGAGGAAAAGGUUGAAGCUGACUUCCAGGAAGCUCGUUCACUAACCUCGGAGAGCUGGGUUCAGGAUCAUGUUGAUUAUUUUAUUGAUUGCCAUUGCUCAGCAGAAGAUGAUCGGUUAUGGGUGAUUGGAGGCACAAAUGCAGGCACCAUUGCAUACUUUCCUGUAAAUUACAAAGGACGAGUAAUGUCUUCCCCUGAAGCUAUCCUUGAGGGUGGCCAUUCUGGCAUUGUUAGGAGCAUCUUGCCUACUGCUGGCUUGCCAGGACAAUCUCCAAACAAUGGUAUGUUUGGGUGGACAGGUGGCGAAGAUGGUCGAUUAUGUUGUUGGUUGUCUGAUGAAACUUCUAAUGUGAAUCACGCUUGGAUAUCAAGCACCUUGACAGUGAAGCCAUUGCAUGAAGAACUCCAGGCAUAUCAAACUAUUUUACAAUCAUCAAAAUACAAAGGCUGUAAGGAACAGGUUUAACAGGGAAACUGAUUAGCUAACUAAGGAAGAUAGCAGUGGUGACGAUUCGGAGGAAAUGAGGAGUAUUAGUGUUUUACUACGGAGUACUUCCCCCCUCUGUAUUUUUUAGGAGUCCCGAUUUUAUUUUUUGUAACUUCUAUACCCACUCUCCAAUCGUUUUUUUUUUUUUUUUUUCCUAUGAGCCUACUUAAAUCAUAAAUAAUUCCAUUUCUUAUUGUCAAUUA
This is a messenger RNA of Spinacia oleracea (spinach), 1523 nucleotides long. Its product is annotated as WD repeat-containing protein GTS1. The transcript has 9 exons. Gene Ontology annotation, molecular function: protein binding. Lineage: Eukaryota; Viridiplantae; Streptophyta; Magnoliopsida; Caryophyllales; Amaranthaceae. Bases 103 to 1299 code for a protein of 398 amino acids. The record is from RefSeq and is a predicted model, not a curated record.